AUGUUCACAACCUUUCGAAGAUCCAUCAAGUCUCGAAUCAAGAGUUUCAUGGAUCCAGGCCAGACGCAGAGAAUUUCUGGGAGGUAUCGCAUGCCGCCGGAAUGGCAGAAGCACUCCCAGACGCUAACUGCAUGGCCAUCUCCCGCCUCUAUUGUCGAGGAAAAUAGCCUUCGACAGGCGCGCGCGGAAGUCUCGGCUCUUUCCAAUGCCAUCUCCCGCUUCGAGCCGGUCACAAUGUUUGCCCGCCCGGAAGACGUUCAUGAAGCAUCUGAAACAGUGUCUGAUAAUGUCACCGUGCGACCACUGGCUGUGAGCGAGCUUUGGAUCCGCGAUACAGGACCGGUCUUUGUUCAUGGAACGCAAAAUGGCUGCUCUACUGGGCUCAAACUGAAUUUCAAUUAUUGGGGAGCCAAGAUACCAUCCACUGGUGAUGAAGCGGUUGCUGCGAAUAUCCAGAUUCCAGAAGCUUCAGUCAUAGACCAUAAGGAUGAAAAAGACGCAAGUGUGCCUCAGGGAAAUGCCAUACCUAUCAUUGACGCCGGUUUCACUGCUGAAGGGGCCGCGAUUGAGGUCGAUGGAGAUGGAGCCCUUCUGGCGACUGAAAGCUCCAUCAUCAAUGAGAACCGCAAUCCGGGCAGAUCGAAGGAAGAACUGGAAGGAUUAUUCCAGAAAUACUUUGGAAUCUUCAAAGUGAUCUGGCUUGCCGGCGUCAAAGGCUAUGAUAUCACUGACUUUCAUAUCGAUGCAUUUGCGAGGUUCAUCAAACCGGGCAAGGUUCUUCUGAGCAGACCUUCUGAACGUGCUGAUCCGCGGGUAAUCCAAGCCUACAAAGAAGCCAAGGAAACUUUGAGAAACGGAACAGAUCAUCAAGGAAGACAAUUGGAAAUCUUUGAAGUCGAAGAGCCUCAUCCAAGUGACCUCCCCGGCGAGAAUUGGGAUCAUUUCGAUGUCACUGUUGCUUCAUACGCCAACUACUACCUCCCCAACGGAGGCCUGAUCAUGCCGCGCUUUGGAAUUGGAAAGCUGGAUGAUGAUGCUUACGCCUUGUUCCGCCAGCACUUCCCAGAUCGGGAAAUUGUUCAGGUUGAUUUGAGCAUUCUUCCUAAGCUCGGUGGAGGAAUUCAUUGUGCUACGCAGCAAGUGCCGGCGGAGGAUUGGAUGCAAAGACGAACACGAAGAGGGGAAUUGAAGUUCUAA
This is a messenger RNA of Fusarium subglutinans, 1197 nucleotides long. Its product is annotated as peptidylarginine deiminase s. NCBI's taxonomy places the organism in Eukaryota, Fungi, Ascomycota, Sordariomycetes, Hypocreales, Nectriaceae. Gene Ontology annotation, biological process: putrescine biosynthetic process. Gene Ontology annotation, molecular function: agmatine deiminase activity; protein-arginine deiminase activity. The transcript has a single exon. The record is from RefSeq and is a predicted model, not a curated record. The coding region runs from base 1 to 1197 and encodes 398 amino acids.